AUUGUCUGCUGCCAGUACAGUUUAGCUUACAAACGAGCAAGCACCAACGAAAUAUAAAUUUCAGUGUGUUACUCAUUACUUUAAUUACAUAAAUUGAUUAAUAAUUAUUAUUUCAAUAGAUCUCAUACUAUUUGAAAUAAAAUGGAAUAUCAGACACUACCGGUACGUUCACUUCCUGCGUGCAUGCAAGAGAGGAUUGUCGAAAAGAUUUACUUGAAGCCAAAUGAUCUAGAUUGCUUCGACAGAAUCAAUAUGGUUUGUUUCGGCGGGCUUCUAGAUCCAGUGGAUAUUAUCAUGGGUAAAUAUCCGGCAAAACAUCUUAGUAAAUUGCAUUACGACAAAAUUACCAAACGCUGCAACAUUUGCUUCCAUCACGAAUUAAAAACAUUAUUGACUCCGAAAGAUUUUUUCCACGUUUAUAUGCAUCAACUUAUUCAUGCAUAUAUAUACCAGCAUCGUAGAUGUGACCAUGGUAGAUAUGAUUUUAAAGAUCACUCAAAUAGAAUUAGUCUUAUUAUGUAUGAAGUCUAUUUCCCUGAGGACGAUGAUAAGAUUAUUGAAUGUGUCAGUAAUAGGAACAGUUGGGACAAUUAUUGUCGUGUGUUAAACAUUUCUCCCGAUUUACUUAAAUCAAUUGAGCCAAUUAGAGAUACACCAACAAAUAAAAAUAACAUUGUCAGCUCAUCGAGUAAUUCUGCCAGUUUUCCGAUUACGACUACGUUGACAAAUAGUCAUGGAGAUAAAAUUGUGAGUAUUACUGCAACUAAGCAAAGUACUGUUAUAGUCAUUCAUCAAGACUGAACCUGCAUGUAAUAAUUUACAUAAAGAAGAAUAAAGUUGACAACAAAAUGAAAUUGUAUAAAAAUGAAAUCAUUAAAAAAUGUAUUUCGUAUAGAAUUUAGCGUUAAGUUGAAAUCAUGUUUUUAUACAUUAAUUUUGGAGUUCUUAAAUAUUUUGUAUUGGACAAGGUAA
Messenger RNA from Trichogramma pretiosum, 972 nucleotides. RefSeq lists its product as uncharacterized. The coding region runs from base 142 to 801 and encodes 219 amino acids. The record is from RefSeq and is a predicted model, not a curated record. Lineage: Eukaryota; Metazoa; Arthropoda; Insecta; Hymenoptera; Trichogrammatidae. The transcript has 5 exons.